CCAGGGUAUAAUAAAUUCUAGUUUUAUUCAAAAAAAAAACUUAGUUUUUUUUAACCCAAAAAUUUUAAUUUUGACUAUAGAAAUAAACUCGAAAACAUGAAUUUUCAUGGAAAACCCAACUUGUACCUUAAUAAAUCUGCCCCUAAUUCGUUUGUAGUUAGGAAAUAAUUCAUUAUAUAAUACUAGAAGGGCAUUUCAUUCUAUUCAGUCAAAUUACAUCAAUUCAUUGAUAAUAUUUCCACAUAAUGUAUAAUAGCAUGUAACACUGGUUAUGUUGUAUUUUUUUGGUUAUAUGUUACAGUUGUGGGAAAGACUGUUCCAAAAGCUACUAUUAUUCCGUCAUGGAGCGGCAAAAUGAAACCUUUGUCACAGAGUUCUUUCUUGUAGGAAUCCACGGUGUUCAUGACUACAACAUUUUGCUCUCAUGUGUGUUCCUCGUGAUUUAUAUGGCAACAAUAGCAGGGAACGCUACAAUUUUCUUCCUAAUUUUUUCUAGCCAAAGUCUAAAAUCACCAAUGUACUUUUUCCUAAGUCACUUGUCUUUAGCCGAUAUUUGUCUUGCGACAAACAUUGUUCCUAACAUGUUAUAUGUAAUUAUGAAGAAAGGUGGCACUGUAUCCUUUGUGGGCUGCAUAACACAGCUGUAUCUUUUUGGAGUGUUUGCAGUUACAGAGUGUCUUCUACUGGCUGUAAUGUCCUAUGAUCGAUUCCUGGCAAUCAGUUAUGCUCUCCACUAUGCUGGUAUCAUGAACCCAAGGCUUUGUGUUCAUUUGACCUCUUGUUCUUGGAUACUGGGUUUUAUCCUCACCAUGAUCACUGUUGGUCUGGUGUGGGAGCUGAGGUUCUGUGGUCCCAAUGUCAUUGAUCAUUUCUUCUGUGAUCUCGUUCCUCUCUUAGCCCUUUCCUGUUCAGACAUUUCUUCAGUGACAUAUUCUAACUUUAUUAUUGCUGCUCCAGUAACGUUGUUCCCGUUUGUGUUCAUACUCAUGUCCUAUGUCAGAAUCUUCCUCACAAUUUUAAAUAUACCAUCCAGCACUGGGAGGCAGAAAGCCUUCUCUACCUGCAGUUCUCAUCUCGUUGUUGUGUGCAUUUAUUUUGGGACUCUAAUAGCGCAGUAUGUUGCUCCAUCCAAAAGCCAUUCUGAGGAUUUAAAACAAAUCCUGUCACUUCUUUACACCGUUGUGACUCCUCUGUCCAACCCUGUCAUAUAUAGCAUGAGAAAUCAAGAAAUAAUGAAGGCUUUGAUAUCAUGUAUCUGUAAAAAUGUGAGGUAUUCUAAAACAUAUUAAUAUUCUUUUAUCACUAUUCAACUGGACUUGUACAGAUUCUGAGGGUAUCCCCCAGGUUAAAGGAACAUUACAGCGUCACAGCUCAGUACAUCGCAUUUACAUCAAAUGUAUGUUUUAUAUCUACUGUAAUUUAAGUGAUGUAUGUAAUAUAUGUAGUGACAGUGAAAAGAUCACCCACUGGAGCCCUGCAGAUUAAGAACCUCAAAAUUGACUCCAGUUCAUGCUAUUGAAUCUGAAGUUUACUGCCUUCCCUAACAGUUUUCUUAUACAUAGAUGGACU
Xenopus laevis (African clawed frog) is the source of this 1569-nucleotide messenger RNA. Its product is annotated as olfactory receptor 11A1. The transcript has a single exon. The coding region runs from base 342 to 1289 and encodes 315 amino acids. The record is from RefSeq and is a predicted model, not a curated record. NCBI's taxonomy places the organism in Eukaryota, Metazoa, Chordata, Amphibia, Anura, Pipidae.